AUGUCUUGGGACAGUUACGUCGAUACACUUAAGAAUCAGCACCAUAUUGCUCGCUCUGCAAUUGUCUCCAGAGCUGGCGACAGCGUUUGGGCAAGCUCUAGUGAUUUUAAGCUUUCUCCCACCGAAUUGUCCGAAAUUGCCCAGGCCUUUGACAACCCAACCAGAGUUCUCAGCUCGGGUGUUCAUGCCAAUGGCCAAAAGUUUUUCACAUUAAGUGCAGAUGACAGAGUCAUUCGUGCCCAGCGUAAUCAAGAUGGCAUUAUUGCUGUUCGAACUAAACAGGCUAUCAUUAUUUCUAACUACGAUGAGAAAGUUCUUGCUAAUUCUGCUUCAACAUCCACUGAGAAAUUAGCUGAUUAUUUGAUUAAAUCUGGUUAUUAA
Molecule: messenger RNA, 381 nt
Organism: Magnusiomyces paraingens
Lineage: Eukaryota; Fungi; Ascomycota; Dipodascomycetes; Dipodascales; Dipodascaceae
Exons: 3
Coding region: 1-381 (126 amino acids)
Cellular component (GO): cell cortex
Molecular function (GO): actin monomer binding
Source: RefSeq, a predicted model, not a curated record